This is a messenger RNA of Symsagittifera roscoffensis, 1381 nucleotides long. RefSeq lists its product as uncharacterized. The transcript has 6 exons. The record is from RefSeq and is a predicted model, not a curated record. NCBI's taxonomy places the organism in Eukaryota, Metazoa, Xenacoelomorpha, Acoela, Convolutidae. Bases 263 to 1132 code for a protein of 289 amino acids.
AUUGUCUGGAGUAAAUUAUUUGAACAAGCAGUUUACAACAGCAUGUAUUCAAACCAUGAAAAAUGAUCUUUCAUUUUGAAAAACGCUAUGGCUUCCGUAUUAAACUCAGUACAGUUGAUGAAUCAGUAGAACUAACUGACGGAAUAAGGUAACGAGACAAGCUCGAGGAUCGCGGGGUAAAAAAGGAGUUGCUAUUUGUACUCACGCCCCUUUAUCAAUACCAAACUCAGAUUUUCUAACCUGGCAUCGCUUUGUGGAAUGGAUGGAGUAUCAGAUUAUGAUUGGAAUAGAUGUGAUUAUUAUGCCUUAUCCUAUGAAAACAAGCCUCGUUCCAGUUCCUGAUGAAAUAGACAGAGCACUGAACUAUUACGUCAAUAAAGGUCAUCUUCGCCUGAUGGAUCUGCCUUACUACAGAGAAGGACAUUCUGGUAUCACUCAGGAAUCAAAAGUUAUUUACCGGAUAAUGGAUUGGUCAAAAGUGUGGCAUAUUACACACUGCUAUCUCAAGCACGCUCUGGAGUUCGAAUAUAUUCUGGCUCUUGACCUGGAUGAGGUACCUGGAUUUGACGCGGAUCGACCGCCCAACAUUUCAGAAGCCAUAUCCUCAAUGAAAGCUGCUCUGGGAAGUUCAGGAGCUCAGAAAAGUUUCCAACUCAGAGACAGACGAAUGAUUGUGUCCUCAGUGUGUACAGAAUAUUUGAAGCUGGACACAUCCUGGCAAAACGGCACCGUCGAUGAACAUUUUGCCAUUCUCAAUUCCAGAUAUACAUAUGCUAAGCCUCGCCAUAUCGGAAAACAAAUAAUCAGCACAGACGUAUGUGUGCUUUUGUAUCAGCACGGCUGUUGUAGUUACCUUCCGAAAUCGGAGAAAGAACAUUUCAAAGCUCAAUAUUUUUUCGACUCCAAAAAUAAACCAACGGAUCUUCGAAUUGCUAACAAAAACGGAGUUUAUCUGAAUCAUUACAGGACAGUAAAUUGUGCAAAGGACAGACUUGAAACUUGUUGCCUGAAACGCGGGGAUAAAAUCCAGGAAAAUUUUAAUCCGAAUAACAUUCGUCUUCUCGAAAAAAGGAUCCGGAGUCUGGCAGCGGAAUUGAAUUUCACUACAACUUUGCGGUCGGACACACUAUGAACUUUAGAAAGCAAACGAAUCAAUCGUUAAAUUCAAAUUAAAUUUUCGUACACCCAACAUAGUAAUAUAUUUCUGAAACUUCUUGAAACGUUAUUUUGAUAGUUAUUACAAAAAUCUAACCGAUUUGAACUUCGUUAAAAGCUCUUGGUUUUGUCAAUUUGUUUCAUAAACACACUCAUAGUCAUUUAAGUCAAUAGAAUAUAUUCAUUUGUGCCUGCUUGUUGGCCUGCCUUUAUUGCUACAGCUUUC